This is a messenger RNA of Gryllus bimaculatus (two-spotted cricket), 6861 nucleotides long. NCBI's taxonomy places the organism in Eukaryota, Metazoa, Arthropoda, Insecta, Orthoptera, Gryllidae. The record is from the annotation of a GenBank genome assembly.
AUGGCCGGGCUGGACGCGCAGAGCGACACGACCAGCCAUGUGGCGGCGGACGACCGCGCGAGCGACGCCUCGGAGGAGACGGCGCCGUCGCUGGACGGCGUCCACGUCGCCGCCGCCCCCCUCGACGCCGCCACGGCCGCCUUCCCCAUCGGCGCCGGGGGCAUCAAGGAGGUGAAGGAGGGCGGGCGCAAGCUCGGGCUCAAGAUGAGCUUCCGCACGCUGUCGUCGCCGCGGAGGGCGGAGAAAGAUAAGAAUGAGCCAUCACGCUUCCUGGGAGAAGGGGUGAGCUUCAAGGCAAAGUUAAUCGGUAUUUUAGAAGUGAGUGAAGCUCGAGGAGAUAGAAUGUGCCAAGAGGCAUUGGCUGACUUGAAGAUGGCAAUACGGGCCGCUGGAGAGCACAAGCAGAGAAUUAACAUAAACAUUGCCAUUGAUGGUUUAAGACUGAGAGAUGAAAAAACAGGGGAUUGUCUCUACCACCACCCGGUUCACAAAAUAUCUUUCAUUGCCCAAGACAUGUCAGAUUCAAGAGCAUUUGGAUACAUUUUUGGUUCACCAGAUACUGGUCAUAGGUUUUUUGGAAUAAAAACUGACAAAGCUGCUAGUCAGGUAGUCAUCGCAAUGAGAGAUUUAUUUCAAGUGGUUUUUGAACUCAAAAAGAAAGAAAUAGAGUUGGCUAAACAGCACAUAGAACAAACACAAAUUAAGUUAGGAGCUGGUUUGUUUGUGGACUCAACUUCCAGUUCUAAGAAUGGAAGUAGCAGUUCAGAUCAAGCAGCAGCCAAAAUGAGAACAAUUCAAGAAGACACAGUGAAGGAAAAUGGUACAGGAGGAUCUUCUUCAAAGACAUCCCAACCAACAUCAGAGGUAAUAGCUGAUCUGUUGGAUUUGGAGUUUGAACUGAACAGUAUUCAGCAAGGCAUACAUCAAAUGGAGAGAAUCACACCUUCAGAUCCAUUUGGUCCCUCCACUAAAGAAGAUCCUUUUGCUACAGAUCCCUUUGGUGAUUCUUUCACACCUUCCACCAUGUUUCCUGCCUCUAAAUCUUCGAAACAACAAACUGUUGCUAUCUUGCCACCUCCGCCCUCUGCUAAAGACACACCCCGAUCAUCAGAUCCUUUCAAUGUACCUCCUUCGGGUCGUCACACACUGCGACGAACAUCUCGCCCUUCUCCUGCAGCAACAGCUACAGAGACCGUUGCAGCAGCUGCAGCUGCUGCUGCUGCUCCAGUGACAAAUAAUGUUAGUAAGCCAUUGCCUGUGCAAGCAGCUCCAGUGCAACAGCAAGAGAAACAUUGGUUUGAUCAGGAGACAGAGUCGUUAUUUGAUGAAGGUGAAUUAGUUACUCCUCCGCUUUCAUCCAGUACCAACGUUCAGAGUUUUCCAACUGUGCCACCUGCAAUUGUAGAUCAAGAAAAUCAAGAUACAGCAAAAAGUCCUCCACCAACUCAACAACUUCAGCAAAUUCAAACAGAAUCUAUACCAAAGACUGGAGGCCAAUUUGAUGUCUUCACAGAGUUAGAUCCACUGGGUACAGGGCGUGUAAAACCAUAUGUAGACAGAAAAGACUUCUUCCAAGAGCUGAAAAAUCCACCAAAGAAAGUGUUAAAAGAUUUAGUGACUGAGGCUCCAUCUUCAGAAGCAACUGCACCAUUGUUUCAUGCAACAUUUGAUACAGGUAGCAGCAGUUUAAAUGUGAAUGAUAGUGUGUCGUGUCCAUCGUCCAAAGAUGUGUUGUCCAGUGCUGAAACCACAACUACUACUAACACAAGUGUCAAUACUACGACAGUUUCUACCUCAACAUCCAGCAUUUUUACAUCAAUCAAACCAAUUGACAUUGACCCAUUUAAAGACACGGACCCUUUUGAUAAGACUGAUCCCUUUGCGGAAGACGACUUUUCACAGAUAGGAGGGUUUCCUCCCCCCGGAAGUUCUCAUGAUCCCUUUGAUACUGGAUUUGCAGAUUUCACUAUGUUUGGGAGAGGAAAAAAAGACUUAACUCCAUUUACAGAUUUGCCGGCAACUACUGAUGGAGAUACAAAAAGAUCAUCACCACUUCCCCACGUCGAAGCAGGAAUGUCGUCGGUUUCAUCACAACCGACACUUCAUGGUCCUUUACGUGUAUCCCUACCCCCCGAAAAAAACGUUGAAAGUUCAUUACCUCUUCCUCCUUUUCCUAGUUCGUCAGCCACACCUCGUCCACUUUCCAGCCCAUCUGGUACAUUGUCAAAGGCCAAAUCAAAAACGAGGCUCUCUAAACAGACUUCCCUUGCUACUGGCAUGGUGAAACUGCCCAGUCCAAAAUCAUCUCAACGUUCAUCUCGGCUCAUGAAACAAAUGACAGUAGACAGUGGUAGUGGUGUGCAACCUCUUCAAGCAAGUCCUACUCCUCAGAUGGUACCAACUCCUUCUCAUUCGGACCGAAAAUCACCUAGUAGUCAAGGCAUCCUUGAAAGUGUCACGUUGCGUAAUAGGUCAGUUGUAACACCUUCACCACCAAUAGUUGCAUGUUUUCCUGAGAUAACAGACAUGGACAGUUCGCGAUUAUCUGGCUCAAGUGCUGAACUAGCUGAAAUUGCCCCAGAACCGCCUCCCCGACCUGCAACCAAUAUUACCCCCAUUAAGCCCCCUCCACUACCGCCAAAGAGGCAACAAGUUGGAAACAUAAUGAAACCACCCCCUCGACCACCUCAUAGUGAUCAUCCACAUUAUGAUUACAUCGAGAACUAUGAAACAUCCAUUUCACCCACUCCACAGGAAGUGGAAGAGAUCAAAAGUCCCCCUAUACCUGUUCCUGCUCGUCGCCCUCGAUUUGGAGAUGCAGACCUUUCUGAAGUCCCUCAGAGGCCCAGGAGGCAAUACCAGUCAACUGCUUCUGCAAGUGAACCAGAUUACUUGCCACCUAUCCCUAUCCUUCCUCCGCCCCAGAAGAAGAGUCCUGCUGCAGAUGCCGGCAAGAGUCAUUCCACUUCCAAACCUCGCACACCUGUCAUGACCACAAUUGCUUCAAUUCUUCAAUCUUCCUCAAGCUCAACCACAACUCCUGCAAGUGAUCAUGUCAAACAGCCUGUUUCUGCUUCUUCUUUGAACAUAACCCUUAGUCAACUUACAAAAACUGGCUUAGCUGACUUAGCUGCUGCUCUCGGUGUUUCCCCUGGGCACCUAUCCAAUAUGACAUUACAAGAUCUCACCAGGUGCCUUGCCAAGCUCCAAGCAGCAGAUAACAACAUUGAAGAUCUCAAGUCAGAAGCCAGUGCCAUUAAAAGAGAUAAAUAUGAUGCUUUAAGAGAAUCAGUUGAUGAAGAACCAGAGUUUAAAGCAGAUUUUGAAACAAACUUUGAACCAUCGUCUUCGGAGAAACUGGAAGACGUUUUUCAAGAAACACCUUUUGACAAAUAUGCUGUUUUUCGUGAACUAAUUGGUCAAGAAAAACAAGAAGAAGCAUCAACAACAGCACCGUCAACUUCAGAAGUUGAACAAGAAACAGAAAAUACUAAAAAUCUUGAUGUAAUAGAAGAGAAGAAAUCUUCAGUAGAAGAUCCAAAAAUUGAAAAAACCCCUGAGGACAGAUACGCAGCUUUAAGAGAAAUAUCCUUGGGUGAGAAUGAUGGAGAAAAAGAGGAUGUUGAUACAUCUAGUGAGAAAGAAGAAGGUCCUACAGAAACUCCAAAACUUGAUGAAGACUAUGAUCUUCUAUCACUCUCCAGACAACAAAGUGAAGGUACAGAUUCUCCAACAAUAGAAGCCCCACCACCCAGAGAACCUCAAUCCAUAAUAGAAAGCACAAUAUUUGAAGAAGAUGUAAAUGCCUUGGAAGCAGAAUCAACAAUCUCAGAGGAAACCAUUCAACCUACAGAGGUGAGUAAAAAGGAAACACAAAGUCCAGUUGAAAUUACUGUAAAUAGCAAGGAAGAAAUUCCACAAAAUCAAAAAGAUUCAAGUAACCAGUCACCAGAACAGCUUGAAGGUAGUAAAGUUUCACCACCAGAGAGCAAGCUAGAAGAAACUUCAGAAGGCUGGGCUAAGUUUGACACCGGCACUUUCCCAGCGGAGAAGCAAACAUCAGAAGGUCAAAGUGAAGGUGUCAUUUCACCAUGGUCAUCAGAUGGAAAGGAAUUCAACAAACAGCUAUCGGCACAUCCUAGUGAACUCACUGAAGAAGAAAUAGAUAAAGGAAGAAGACGACGUGUUCGUAGGCCUGCUCAUUGGCAUGAAGAUGAUGAGUCAGAAGAAGGAUGGGAUGAACGCCGUCCAGAUGAAGGAGUGUGGGAGAGACCUUGGAGAGAGAAUGGAUGGAGUGAUGGUGAGUCAUUUUAUGAUGAUAUGCCACCUUACAGAGAUAGGAUGUAUUAUGAAGAGAGGCGGGGAAGAAGAAGACGAGUAUCUCCCUGGAAACGUGGCCAGAGAUCAUCAAGAGAUCCUUCCCCAUGGGAACAAGAAGGUAAAGAUGACGAAGAUGAAGAGAAUUGGGCAGGUCCAAUACCAGGACAGGCCAAGAGAUGGCCAGAAAGAUCAGCAGAUGAUGAAGAGGAAGAAGAAGAAUAUGAUAUUUCUUGGAAAAGCAGGCCAAAGCAUAGAGGUUCAUCUUGGGAUGAUGAAAGACACAGAAGGUAUGGAUCCAGAGAUAUUAAUGGAUCAGAAUAUGAAGAGAGAAGGAAACGCAAAGCAUCACCAUGGGCUGGAGGGCCACCGCCAGGAAGUACUGCAAGUGUAGGCAGUGGAGGUGGGGGCGUUAGUGGUGGCACUGUUAGUGGUGGUGGCAGUGGUGUUGGUGUUUGUGGAAGUGGUGGUGGUGGUGGCGGUGGUGGUGGUGGUGGUGGUGGUGGAGGAGGAGGAGGGAGUAGUGGUGGUGGAGGAGGAGGUCCAGGCAGUGUAGGUGGUGGCAGUGCUGGCAGUGGAGUGGGUGUUAGUGGUGGAGGUGUCGGGGAAGGUGAUAGGCGUAGCAGUUGGGAAUCUGGUUCAUGGGAUGAAGAUGAACGAUAUGCUCGUGAAUAUGGUGAAAGGCGAUACAGAGGAGAACGUGAAGAAGAUUACCGAUGGAGAAAAGAUUAUGAACUUGAUGGCAGGUAUGGAUGGAGUAGAAGAUAUGGAGCACCAGAUGAAGAGUAUGCCAGACCCGAACAUGCUCCUCGCAGGAAGCACAGGUAUUAUAGGGACAGAUCUCGAGAAUCACCCUGGGAAGAUGAAUACAGUGAACAAGGAGAAGAUGAAUCACCUAGAUAUCAAACUAGAAAAAGAAACUGGCCAAAAAGGCCUAGUAGUGCCUCUGAAAUGCGAAGGACAAUAGAUAAAAGUUCUCCUAGUGAAUAUAAGUCAAGAAUGAUGGAGAAGCAGCAGCACUCGUUACCAAAUGUGCCAAGACCAGAUGGUCCAGAAAAAAUUCCAGGGUACGGCUAUCCUGAACGAAGAUAUCGUGAUAAAAGUGGAUCUAGACCUAGAAGUAGAGAAGGCCAUUUUGGAUCUGAUCAAGAAUAUGAUUACUGGCCACCAGAACGUCCUAGGCGUCAAGAGAGAGAAGGAUACGAGCAGAGAUCUCAAACAUUGCAUCCUAGAAGACCUCCUCGACAUAAAAAAUCUGGAGAUUGGUCCUACAGCCAGAAAUCACCUUUUGAUGAUGAUUUUUCAAUGCAAGCCUUUGAAUUUGCAGAUGUCGGUAAAAGUCAACCUGGAGAACCAGAAGUCAGUGAUCCCACAAAAAAAAAGUCCCCAGCACCACCUAACCAAAGUAUUACUCCAUCAGGAACCUCCAUGCCUGCUGAACCAAUUGCAAAGUCAAAAGAGGGGCAAGUAAUGGAAAAUGAAACAAAAACUAGGGAAGUUUUAGGUAGCUUGCAUGAACACCAAAAUUCCCCCACCCCUGAGGAUCAGAGUAAAACACGAGCUUCUCGAGGGUCAAGUCAUAGACAGUCACCUUUUGAAGAUGAUUUUACUCCCCCUGAAAGUAGACAUGCCAGUGCAAGGCUCAUUUCUAGUAUAUCUAGUGACAUAAGUGAUCAUAGGAAGUCCCCUUUUGAGGAUGUUAGAAGUAGCUGCAGGGUUGAAAGUGUUGUGGAGGAGAAUGAGUGUGAAAGUGAAAAUGAACAAAAAAACGGUAAAGUCAAUGAUGAUGUGUUCCUUCCACCAGACAGUGCUCCUGAAUCAGGACAUUCUGUUGGAGAGCAAGUAUUUGCAGACUUUGAGAGUAGUAGUUUAAGUACUAGUAUAAGUGAAGUUCAGGCUCCAACUAAACCUUUGACAGACAGUAAACGUACUGAGAAAAGGCUGACUGGAAACCUCUGGAAUAGUGAAGACACAAAUAAAUCUGAAAAACAUUACACAGCCAUUAAAGGUCGGAUGUCUAACUUACUUCGAGCUGACUCUUCCUCGAGUUUACGAAAAUCAGAAUCUAUUAACAUUUUUGCUCGUGAAAGUGAUCCAUUUGAUGAUGAGUUCUUUAGUAGUGACAUGUCCGCCACACUUCCCCGACCAAAAUCUGAACAAGGACGGACGUCAGAGAAGUCUAGUGUAAAUAAUAAUUCAAGUGAUCCCUUCAAUUGGACAAAGGCAUUUGAUUCAUUCAACUUUGAAGAAGAAAAGUUUUUUCUAGUCCGUAACAUAAAGAGAGAAUGCUUCAUAGGAUUGUUUAUCCUUGCUGCUUUCUAUCCACAGAAAGAAAGUGGUGGAUAUAUUAUGCUUGAUAUAAAACUUCAGGAAUUAAGUGUAUUGUUGCAACUGUACAUUUCCAUUAUGUUGUAUAUUUAUGUUGUUCUUUCUCGAGAGUUGUUUAUAACUGGGAAGCACAAGUUGAUGUCACUGUGUUCACAUAAAGACAAAUAUCAUUUGAUUAAUUUCCUGAGAAAAAUUGCAACAAUUCAUUCUCAGUGA